Molecule: messenger RNA, 567 nt
Organism: Colletotrichum karsti
Lineage: Eukaryota; Fungi; Ascomycota; Sordariomycetes; Glomerellales; Glomerellaceae
Exons: 1
Coding region: 1-567 (188 amino acids)
Source: RefSeq, a predicted model, not a curated record
AUGAAGUUCUUCGCCGCCGCCACCCUCGUCUCGGGCCUCUUCGCCACCGCCGCCUCGGCCAUCGACCUGCACCUCGAGUUUGCGGGCGGCUGCAGCACCAGCGGCGGCGGGUAUAUCUGCCGGGGAUGGAACCCCAACACUUGCUGCAGCGUCAACGCGGGCACCUAUUUCGGCAGCGGCUCGUUCAGAGCCAUCCCGCGCAACUGGAACAUCCAGGCGCGUGGCCACGCCGGGCCCAACUGCGGCUCCAUCCGCGAGCAGCAGGACAGCGCCGGCCGCGACUACGUCUGCCUCGGCAACGGGCCCUUUGGCGGGCUGGGUUACGGCUUCAACAACAAGAAGAUGAUCCGCGGCGCGACCCUGGACGCCCGCGAUGACGAGGAGACCGAAGGCUGCGCCCAGCCGGACAUCCUGUACCUCGCCGACGGCACCCAGUACAACUACACCGCCAUUGCCGAGACUGGCCAGGCCACCGAGGAGGUCGUCUCGCUUAUUGAGGCCGGUGCAUCGGCCGACGACAUCCCCAGCUUUGAAGCGUUCAAGCUUGAGGAAAAGCUCGUUCUGUGA